CGACCUCAUUGCACGAAGAUGGGCGUCAAAGCAGCACAGGAUCUGUAUCUGGACCCGUCCAUUCGGAACUGGGUCCUGGUCCCGAUCACCUUGAUUAUGCUGCUUGUCGGUAUUCUGCGACACUAUGUCACUAUGCUUCUCACAUCUCCACCGAAACCAGCAGCUGUGGACGUUGUACGGGAACAACGGGCGAUUGGCCGAGCUCAAUUGUUGCGAAUGACGGCACCCUUCUCUCCUCUCUCUCCAGCUGCUUACCGCUCCAUUUCGGCUGCGCACUCGACUGUUCUCACCUCCGGACAGUAUCUCAAGAUCAAGCCGAAGCCAAAAGAGGGUGAAAUUCCGAAUCCGUUCGAGGGAGGUGGUAUGGAGAAUGCCAUGGAAGGCAUGAAGAAGCAGGCUGUGAUGAUGGUACCCAAUAUGGUCAUUAUGCAGUACAUUUCGAUAUUCUUCUCCGGCUUCGUGCUCAUUAAACUCCCCUUUCCUCUCACUGCGGGCUUCAAAUCCCUCAUGUCAAAGGACAUCAUGACGCCAGAUCUCGACGUCAGAUGGGUCUCCGCUCUCUCGUGGUAUUUCCUAAACUUGUUUGGUCUGAAUGGAGUUUUCAGGCUCAUUCUCGGAGAUGCAGGGCCACAAGUCGAGAGUCGAGAUGCCAAUGCCCUCGCGCAACUCUCUGGUGCUGGAGCCGUAUCCCUGUCUGGGCCUGGGGCACCCGAUAUGGAGAAGUUGUUCAAGGCUGAGACAGAGAACCUCGCGCUUGCAGAAGGCCUCUACCGCUGGUCUGCUGAUGGCGUCGAGGAUAGAGUGCUCGAGAUCUGGGGGAAGAAGCAGUGAAGGAGCAUGCAUACAGUAGGAUGAAGAA
Molecule: messenger RNA, 859 nt
Organism: Kockovaella imperatae
Lineage: Eukaryota; Fungi; Basidiomycota; Tremellomycetes; Tremellales; Cuniculitremaceae
Product: integral membrane protein DUF106-domain-containing protein
Exons: 9
Coding region: 19-831 (270 amino acids)
Biological process (GO): protein folding in endoplasmic reticulum
Cellular component (GO): membrane; EMC complex
Source: RefSeq, a predicted model, not a curated record